Messenger RNA from Triticum dicoccoides, 674 nucleotides. RefSeq names its product Werner Syndrome-like exonuclease. Gene Ontology annotation, molecular function: 3'-5' exonuclease activity; nucleic acid binding. The record is from RefSeq and is a predicted model, not a curated record. Gene Ontology annotation, biological process: nucleobase-containing compound metabolic process. NCBI's taxonomy places the organism in Eukaryota, Viridiplantae, Streptophyta, Magnoliopsida, Poales, Poaceae. Gene Ontology annotation, cellular component: nucleus; cytoplasm. The transcript has a single exon. Bases 1 to 600 code for a protein of 199 amino acids.
AUGAAGCGCCGUACCCAGCAGGUGCACGUCGCCGGCCGCACCACGCUCGCCACCGUGACCUCGGACCCUGCCGUCGCGCGCCGGUGGGUGCACACGGCGCGGUGGCGCAAGGUCAGCCACCUCCGCUCCAGGGCCGGGCUCAUCGUCGGCAUGGGCGUGCAGUGGACGCCGUCCUUCCGCCGCCUGUCCGACGGCGCCGAGGCGCGGCCGGCCACGCUGCAGCUCUGCUGCGGACGCCGGUGCCUCGUGUUCCAGAUCGGGCGCGCCGGCGCCAGCCGCGUCCCUCUGGUGCUCCGGCGGUUCCUGGAGGACGCGCGCGUGGAUUUCGUCGGCUACAACGUCCUGUCGGACUGCAGCAAGCUGAGCGCCCACUACGGCCUGCGGGUGGCGUGCCCACAGGAGCUGCGCAAGGUGACGGUCAUGGGGAACUCGUCCAUGGAGAGCAUGGCGGAGCAGGUCCUCGGGUGGCGCGGGGUGAAGAAGGCCGAGCGGAUGGGCGCCGGCAACUGGGACGUCAGCACGCUGUCGAAGAAGCAGGUGAGGUACGCGGCCACCGACGCCUUCGUGUCCUAUUGCCUCGGCGUCAAGUGCUUGAAGUAAUCGGAGCUUGUAAGCCGGUUCACCUUUGUUAAGACUUAAGAGCAGGACCAGCAGCUUUUGGAUCACUAAUCUAC